This is a messenger RNA of Onychomys torridus (southern grasshopper mouse), 540 nucleotides long. RefSeq names its product rhox homeobox family member 2-like. Bases 1 to 540 code for a protein of 179 amino acids. The transcript has 4 exons. Lineage: Eukaryota; Metazoa; Chordata; Mammalia; Rodentia; Cricetidae. Gene Ontology annotation, molecular function: DNA binding. The record is from RefSeq and is a predicted model, not a curated record.
AUGGAGCGCCGAAAGACCAACUACCUGCUUCAUGAAGGACUCGAUGAGGAUGAAGAAAAACUGGCCGAGCGGUGGGCACCCAUGGUCUUGCCGGACGGAGAGGGGAGAAAUGAGGAAGCGAGUGGACAAGGCCAGCCUGGACGGGAAGCCGCAGCGGCGGCAGAAGGGGAAGGAGCCGGAGAAUUAAGUGGAGAAGGCCCCUCUGCUGCUGAUGCUGCAGGCCUCGCGGAUGACGGGAACCAAGAGGGCGCCAGUGGCGGUGCCCGGGAGAAUGAGCAGCAGCCAAAGAAGCCAGUUCGAGAGGACCUGCGGGUUGUAGAAAGUGUGCAGCCAGUGUCGGUGCUGGUGCGCCAGCGUUGCUUCCACUACAAGUUCAGCCAGUGGCAGUUGCAGGAGCUGGAGCGGUUUUUCCAGCAUAAUCACUACAUCAGUGCAGAAGUAAGAAAACAGCUGGCAAGAUGGAUAGGUGUGACUGAAGCUAGAGUUCAGAAUUGGUUUAAGGGGAGACGAGAACAAUACAGGAGAGAUCAGAAGCUAUAA